AUGGGUGAUCAGCUGGAAUCAGUUUUGCUGGAAAGCAAUGUGGACCCGGCCACGGUUUCAGUCAUCGUUGCCAGAGGGUGGACACAAGAAUCAUUUGCGAUUUGCGCUUCAUCCCCGGAAGACUUAGAAACCCACUUUGACGACAUUGCGGUGGGCAUGGACCUUAGCUUCCAACAGAAAGCAUGUCUCAAGGUGGCUUGGCAUAAAUGCCAACUUCCACUUCAGACCAAAGCGACACCCCAGACUAAUGAUCCUAUUUCGGAUCAACUGUCUCAGUUUGUAGAUGGAAGUUGGUCGGAAUCCUUCCCGGCCAAAAUUUCACACACGGUGAUGUUGGAAUUGAAGAGCAAAUUCAACAAGCACUAUCCCAGCGAGAUCCUCAGUUACGAGACUAUGCCAAGUACCAGAUUGAUUAGCCAGGCCUCCCGCAAUUUUCAAAAAGGAGAUCAUCGUUGGAUUCCAUGGAAGUUCAGGCUAUCCCAAUCAAAAGUUGAAGACUUGCAGACCAGUCGCUCGAGCAAGGUGCCGAGAUUGGAAGGACUUCAGCUACACAAUUUGCUCCUAGACGAGCCCCCAUCCAUUGAAGUGAGCAAUACAAGCAUGGGCAUCAAUGCGGUGAGAACCAUGUUUGAUAGGUUGAAUACAGCUCUUGCAAUGGUGGAAUCCGCCCAUUUAGCAAGCCUGAAAGCUUAUAGCAUCAAGUUCAUGGCCCUCCUCACUCACCGUCUUGACGCAGAAACAGGCUUGAGGUCACCUACUAUAUUAGAAGCUCAAAGUGCAGACAAACAGAUCUGGCACACCAUCAGCGAGCUCAUCAUCGAGAAAUCCUGGACCCUCGACCAGGCAUUGCAUGAGAUGACUCAUGUGCGAGGUGACUUGACGAAAGCUUCCUCGGGAUUCUUGGCUGCAUACAGGUUUGGGAAGAUGUCGAACAAGCUUGCAGAUGAGAUUUCUUCUGCAGAGCUGGACGCGCUCAUGAAGAAGGUGUUGAUGGAAGUCUGCGACGACAUUGUUGAGCAGAUGGCACAUGAGCAUGCGCGUGCGCUUCAGCCAGAGGGUGCAGAUGAAUUGCCGGUGCAAGUCAAAUCGAUGGCUAUUCAGUCAUGCACAGCCACCGAAAUGUUCUUUCGGUGCAGCUGUGACUAUCCGCAGGUGCAGGUAGGCGCUUCAAAGCGCGACGUACAGACCACUAGAUUGUGGUGGGGCCAAUGCAUAAAUUGCGACGAAGCGUACGAAUUUUGGGAUCUUUUUGGAUUAACCGGCGACAAGACUUCUGGUGUGAAUCCCCACGCCUCCAUGCUGAACACAUUGAUCAACCAGGGUCGGACUAAGCGCGCCACACGCACAUCCACCAACUACGGCGAAGGUGUUCGAGCAAAGCCAAUUUCUCUAAGUGUCUUGGGAAAUGGGCAUCCCAAGAGGGUGGUGGCUAUGGAACGUGGGCUCAUCGGAAAUCACACAGUGGCGUGCAAAGAGAGGUUCUUGCUGGUCACAGACCACUCUGUUGCACGCCAUGACAAAUUGCCUCCUCACAUUACGUCCAGCAGCGGAAGUCGGUACACUUGGCUUCCGCUCACUCCCUUGCAGGCCAAGGUGUUUCAGUGGCAAGACUUGCUGAACAACCCGGCAUACUUCAAGCAAGCCGGUAGCCUCCAGGUGACCGAGGAUGAUGAUGUGGAAGACAUUGACCAGCCGGGUCUUGAAACAGAGGGCCCGCCACAUGGUUUUCCGGUGGUUUUGCCAGAUGGGGUGCCAUCCCGUGUGCGCUAUGUGCGUCAACCAGGACAGGCUCUGGUCACAGAAUUUCGUAUCUCCAGCAGAUGGACUCUGGCAGAUCCUACUGAUCACAUCAAGGAAGGCGCGAAGCGUGUUUGUCAGCAUUUUCGCAGCCGUCCACAUUCCGUCUUGGAAAUGGAAUCUGAGGGGCGCAGGCUGCUCUUGGGCAAUCAAGUGGCGCAAUCUGUGAGGGCCCAGCAAGCUGCGACAGGUGAAGAUGAAGCGAUGCACGCAAAUGCCGCCGGACUCCAGGGGCAACUUGCUGCAGCCAUUUCCGUCCUCGACCUGGCUGGGGGCGGUGGACACUUCGAUGCCAACGGAGCCUUGAUUAUCAAAGCCGAGCAUGUGCAGGUUGCCUGCCGGCUGGUUGAGAUUGCCUUGCAGAUUCGACAUAUUUUUCGCCUCCCCCUCGAUGAUGACCUCUCCGAUCAAGAGAAUGUGGAGCGCCCUGAGAUACCUGUGCACGGAAACUAUGAGCGCAAGUUUGGUGAGGUGCUGGCAACCCAAGGAUUGCCUGCGCUGCCACCCGAGGAAGAAGAGGCAGUUGCCGAGGCAGAGGCAGAGGAAGAAGAGUUGCUCCCUCCCGAGGCGCACGCGCGGGAACAUAGUCAAAACUCAGUGCUAUCCAAGUGUCAUGGCUCUUGUGACAAAAAACAACUGUUGUGA
Messenger RNA from Cladocopium goreaui, 2442 nucleotides. The record is from the annotation of a GenBank genome assembly. Lineage: Eukaryota; Dinophyceae; Suessiales; Symbiodiniaceae.